GCCCCAGCAUCGUCAUCGCCCUGGCCGGCAACAAAGCCGACCUGGCCAGCAAGCGCAUGGUGGAGUACGAGGAGGCGCAGGCCUACGCAGAUGACAACAGCCUCCUGUUCAUGGAGACGUCGGCCAAGACGGCGAUGAACGUCAACGACCUCUUCCUGGCCAUCGCCAAGAAGCUGCCAAAGAGCGAGCCCCAGAGCACGAGCGGCGCGGCGGGGAGGAGCAGAGGCGUGGACCUCCACGAGCAGAGCCAGCAGAACAAGAGCCAGUGCUGUAGCAACUGAAGGGCGGCCGGCGGCAGCGCGGGCGAGGAAGAGCGAAGCCGUUAACGUGUCCCCCCCCCCGCCCCCCCCCCCCCAAGUCCUCCACACCCCCUCCGUUCCGGCACACUGAGACCCUGGGCAGCAGCCCCCCCCCCCCCCCCCCAGCUCCGUCUAACUGCACUUUUUAACGCUUCAGAGCCGCCGCCGGAGCCC
Messenger RNA from Anas platyrhynchos (mallard), 473 nucleotides. Lineage: Eukaryota; Metazoa; Chordata; Aves; Anseriformes; Anatidae. The record is from RefSeq and is a predicted model, not a curated record.